CGGCUCUCCGGGGUCAAUGGUGACCACCCUGUAGUUGUGCAUCAUAUCUGAAUUUGGGCUGGCAGUGUUGUACCCCUCUGUGAUUGCAGGCUUUCAGUGGGUGAGGCCUUGUCAUCUCUGUCUGGUUAUGGCCCUGACGUCACCCCUCUACCAGUCAGUGGGGCCCCAUUGGUUCUACCGCCAGCAGGAUGGGACCAAGGACAUCUGGCUCCCCUUCAGCUGUGAAGACUCCCAGAGGCUAGAGGAAGCCCACCUGGCCAGCGAGCAGGGCGGGGAGGCGACGGUGGCCACCGAGGGGGCGCGGUUUGACGUGAGGCUCCCGGAGAGGACGCGGUGCGCGGCGUAUUGGGCGCAGGCGCCCGCGGAGGUGCGCCGAUGCACCUGGUUCUACAAGGGGGACAAGGACAGCCAUUACACCCCCUACCCCGAAGACAUCAGUCACAGCCUGGAGGAGGCCUACAGGAUCGCGGUCACUCGGAACAAAUGGAAGGAGAAGCUGGAGUUUCCCUCAGGAGACACCGUCACGCUGCACAGCUCGAAGUUAAUAACACAGGACCAAUGGCCCAACUGUCCCAUGGAGAAGACUAAGCCCCGAACCGUCAAGAGGGGUGUGGAGGAGAUCAUGGUGAACAUACCAGAAGGAGAGCCAGAGACGGUGGACCACCUGGUGUUCAUGGUGCACGGCAUUGGCUCCACUUGCGACCUGAGCUUUCGCACCCUCGUCCACUGUGUGAACGGAUUCAGGAGCAUCUCCCUGGACCUCAUUAACGCCCAUUUUAGGGAGGCGCAGGAGGAGCGGCGUGUGGGGCGGGUGGAGUUCCUCCCCGUAAACUGGCACGAUGCCCUGCACAGCGACACCACCGGGGUGGACCGGGACAUCCGGAGGAUCACCCUGCCCAGCCUGGCCCGCUUGCGUGACUUUGCCACCGACACGGUGCUGGACCUGUUCUACUACAGCAGCCCCACGUACUGCCAGACCAUCGUGGACAGCGUGGUGUCGGAGCUCAACCGCCUGCACGCCCUCUUCCUCUGCCGGAACCCGCGCUUCGCUGGAGCCGUGUCAUUGGCCGGACACAGCCUGGGCUCGCUGAUUCUCUUUGACCUCCUGACCAAUCAGAAGCCGGUCCCGGGUCUAGAGGAUGCUGGGAGCGAGGAGGGACCGAGUCUCAGUCGUGGGCUCCCGCUGGACUUCAGGUCCCUGGAGGAGGGUCUGGAGGUUAUGGGCCUUCAGCAGUACGCAGAAGUGCUUCAGCAGGAGCAGGUGGACCUGGAUUCUCUGGGCCUCUGCUCAGAGAAUGACCUGAAGGAUCUUGGGAUACCUCUGGGACCACGGAAGAAGAUCCUGAGUUUCAUGAAGAGGAGGCGGGACUUGGAGGGGAUCAGAGCGGGACCCCCACUCCUGACCCCCGGCCUGCAGGCAUCCAGAGAGGAAACGGGGCCACAGGGGACCCCUGGACCCCAAGUGCCCUUCCCUGAGAUGUCUGCCACCUGCACAGAGGACUGCAAGUACCUGGAUAUCAGGACUGGGCAGGUGUCAGUCAAGUACCCCCAGCUGUCCUUUCAGCCCCAGGCCCUCUUCGCCCUGGGCUCCCCCAUAGGCAUGUUCCUCACUGUCCGCGGUAUAAAAUGCCUGGACCCCAACUACAGCCUCCCCACCUGCAAGGGCUUCUACAACAUCUACCACCCGUUUGACCCCGUGGCCUACAGGAUUGAGCCGAUGAUCGGCGCUCCGGACGUGGAGACGGAGGCCAUACUGAUCCCCCAUCACAAGGGCAGGAAGCGGAUGCACCGGGAGCUGAAAGAGGGUCUGACCCGGAUGAGCAGCGACCUGAUGGGGUCCCUGCGCACCGCCUGGCAGUCCUUCUCGCAGUUACCCAUCCCUGCACUGCCCCUGGUGGCCGGAGGAGGGAAUGCAGGGGACUCAAAUGACAGUGAGCAAGCUGGGACCGAGGACGUCCAAUGGCUGCCGACUAGUCCGACUAACUUCUGGAAAAGUCCCCUGGAAUGGCCAAGAGCAGUGCAACUGAAUUACUUCUCGGGCGAACAAGGUGUGAAACCGGAGGAGCAGGGCGUCCAGGCGGGCAUGCUGAACGGCGGGCGGCGGGUGGAUUACGUGCUGCAGGAAACGCCCAUCGAGAGCUUCAACGAGUACCUGUUCGCCCUGCAGAGCCACCUGUGCUACUGGGAUUCAGAGGACACUGUCCUGCUGGUGUUGAAGGAGAUUUAUGGAAGGCUAGGGAUACAACCUCCGGCAGCCUUGGCAACAGACUGAAAAACUAGACGACGGAAUUCGGUCCUCGGUGAAGAGGUACAAGGGACGGACACGGGGAGGAGUUGUGGUGGCCAAAGUCAUCCAGGUGGAAGUGGGGUCAGACCUCAC
This is a messenger RNA of Anguilla anguilla (European eel), 2380 nucleotides long. RefSeq names its product phospholipase DDHD2-like. The coding region runs from base 128 to 2272 and encodes 714 amino acids. The transcript has 17 exons. Lineage: Eukaryota; Metazoa; Chordata; Actinopteri; Anguilliformes; Anguillidae. Gene Ontology annotation, molecular function: protein binding; metal ion binding; triacylglycerol lipase activity. The record is from RefSeq and is a predicted model, not a curated record. Gene Ontology annotation, cellular component: COPII-coated ER to Golgi transport vesicle.